AUGGCAGACGUCAGUCCUAGCGGACCAAGACCACAGCCAGGCCCAGGCCAGACCGGGCAGCCGAGCAGACGUGGGCGGGGACGGGGCAGAGGCAGCAAUCAGCGGGGCCGGUGGCAUGGACCAGCCGGGCUCGAGAGGGGUAGUCGUCGGGGAGGUUUUGGCCGUGGCCGUGGAGCCAUAGCUUCCAGGCAGACAUCGAUGAUUGCGCCACCACGAAGCUUUGGAGGACAUUUGACGGGAGCAGGAACUUUAAACGGGAAUGCAAUCGAAUUUGUUCCUGGACAGCAGGUGGACGUGGCAGAUGUCUCGGGCUCGGUAGUGACGGCAGCCAGACGCUCACAGCCGUCAACGGCAGAAGACUUGACGACACGAACACACGAGGACAUUGACAACGGGCACUACGACUGCUGCAUCUGCCUGAACGCGGUGGUGCGGUCGUCGCGGCUGUGGACGUGUCCGAUCUGCUGGCGGGUGACGCACCAGGCGUGCGUGGCAAAGUGGCUCAAGCAGAAGCGAGGCGACGCAGACGACAACGACAGGGCGUUUGUACUGCGCUGUCCGGCCUGCAACUCGGAGUUGUCGGAGGCGGCGGCACGGGAGCGUCACUGCUGGUGUGGGCGACAAAAGACACAUGUUAUCUCGGCAGCAGUGCUGGCGCCUCACUCGUGUGGCCGGGUCUGUGGGAAAGCAAAGGGAAAAUGCCCUCAUCCAUGCUCGGCGGUCUGCCAUGCCGGGCCAUGUCCACCUUGUGCAGAGAUGGGGCCUGCGCUGCCGUGCUUCUGCGGAAAGCAUUCGGCGACGCGGCCAUGUGUCGAGACGGACUACGGGCAGUCCUGGAGCUGCACGGAGACGUGUGGCAGCCGGCUGCCAUGUGGCAUUCACCGAUGCGAGCGGGUGUGCCACGCGGACAUGUGUGGCGACUGCACGGUCCCGAUACCGUCUGUCUGCUACUGUGGAAGGGAGGAACGAGAGAUACGGUGCCAGGAGCGGGACGCUGUUCUGGACUCGUUUGACUACGGACAGCGGAAGGGAGCCGAGGGAAGAGAGAAGAAGAUGUUUGCAGGUUCUUACCGCUGUGCCUCGGUCUGUGGACGGCCGUUUGACUGUGGCGUGCACACAUGCCAGCGGAGCUGCCACGCACAGGACGAAGCUGCUCGACACUGCGGCCUUUCGCCGGACGUGGUGACGCGCUGUCCGUGCGGACAGACGCGGCUGGCCGAUCUGGCGGUGGCACCGCGGACGUCGUGCCAGGACGCCAUUCCAGGAUGCGGCAAGACGUGUGGCAAGACACUGAGGUGUCAGCACCGCUGUACGACGCCGUGCCACGAGGGCGCGUGUCCGCCGUGUGGCGAGACGGUGACGAUGCGAUGUCGAUGUGGCCGAGCCGAGACACAAGCAGCCUGCAGCGACGCGACCGGACCUGAGUUCGAUUUUGCGUGCGACACGCCGUGCCGAGCGCUGCUCAGUUGUGGCCAGCACAAGUGCCGCAACAUCUGCUGCAGUGGGCGAGAGAAGGCGGCAGCCCGUCAGGCGGCAUCGCGAGGACGCGCAGCAGCAGCAGCAGGGCAUCAGGGCCAGCUCGAGUACGAGGCCGAGCACAUCUGCCUCGUGCUCUGUGGACGGGCGCUGCGUUGUGGUCAGCACGGCUGUCCGCGGCUCUGCCAUCGCGGCGCCUGUCUGUCGUGUACGGAGACGAUUGCGGAACGGCUCAGCUGCGCGUGCGGGCGGACAGUGUUGGAUCCGCCGCUGCCGUGCGGCACAACGCUGCCGGCUUGCCAGCACGACUGCAUGCGAGCGCUGCCGUGUGGCCACGCAGCCAUGGCCCACCGCUGUCACGAGGCGGACCAGCCGUGUCCGCGGUGUCCGCAGCUGGUGGCCAAGGUGUGUCUCUGCGGGAAGUAUACGCUGAAGCGGGUGGCCUGCGGGACGGACGAGCUGAAGUGCGACCGGGUGUGCGGGCUGCCGCUCAGUUGCGGCUGCACCAAGACGUGUCACCGGCCGGGCGAGUGCGAGGAUGUAGAGGCUAGCUGCAAGCAGCCGUGCGGACGGGAAAAGACGCUCUGCGGACACGUCUGCGGGCAGCCUUGCCACGGGACGACAGCCUGCAGCGAAGACGAGCCGUGUCGAUCGCGGGCGGUGGCGACAUGUGCGUGCCAACGGCGGCGGCAGGAGGUGCGCUGUCUGGUGUGCGCGGCAAACCCGACGCCGACACGAGCACUGGCACCCAGCUGCGAUGACGAGUGCCGACGGCUGCAGCGCAACGCGGUCCUGAAGAGCGCACUGCAGAUCGCAGACGAACACGAGGACGGUCACGUGCCAUACACAGCCGAGACGAUGGCCCUGUUCAGCAAACAACGGGCCUGGGCCCUCGAGCAGGAGCAGCGGGUGCGUGCAUUUGCCGACAGUCCAGACGAGCGGCGGCUGCGGUUCCGGCCCAUGGCUGCUGGACGACGUGCGUUCCUGCACCUGCUCGCGGCCGACUACGGGCUCGACAGCCAGAGCCAAGACCCGGAGCCACACCGGCACGUGGCGCUGUUCAAGACGCCGCGUUUCGUGUCGGCGCCGGCCAAGACGCUGGCCCAGUGCGAGCGGAGGGAGAGGGAGAAGGAGCGGGAGAGGGAGAGGGAGAGGGGGUUGGCAGCAGCGGCAGCUUCGACUGCGACAAUGGCGACCGAAGCAGCCUUUUCUGUCUUGCCCCGUCCUUGCAAUGCAUUCUUGCUGCCGGCACUGCUGGCCGAUCAGGCGACGGUGCACGCCGACGUGCUGGUGGACGUGCUGCCGCUGGUCAGCGAGGGGCUGCCGGUUAGAGCACCCACAACCCGGUUCGAGCCGGCCGUGCUGUCCAGUGGUGAGGCGGUCAUCAGGGCGGUGGUGCCGGCGGUGGCGCCGGCGGCCGUCGAGCAGCUGCUGCGAUCGCUUCUGCCGUACGUGCAGGGACUCGCGAGCGGGUCGGCUGGCGGCCAGGAGAUCGGUCUCUGCCACGUGGAUGGCAACCUGCAGGUCCUGUGGCACGACCACGACCCAGCGACGGCGGCUGCUGCCAGGCAACAAGGCGUCGACGUCGGCCAGUGGAACGUGGUGGCCAGUCGUGGCGGAAGACGAGCGGCAGCACCAGGGAGCGGCAGCGGGACAGCGGCCGGGACAGGAAUUGGGACAGGGACAGGACGGCGGACGCUGAUGCUGAAAAGACCAACAGCGGCAGAGAGGCAGAAAAGGAUGGCAAUUUUAGCGAGAGGGGAGGGGGUGGAUGGAGAGGAGGAGAAGGAGGAGGAGGAGGGGAAGGAGAAGGAGAAGGAGGAGGAGGAGGAGAAGGAGAAGGAGGAGAAGGAGGAGAAGGAGAAGGAGGAGGAGGAGGGGAAGGAGAAGGAGAAGGAGGAGGAGAAAGAGAAGGAGGAGGAGAAGGGGGAGAAGGAGAAGGAGAGAUCUGAUGAAGAGAAUCAGAAAGACAACCAAGACGAAGAGAUCAAGCUGGACGCACAACAAAAGGACCAACUGAAGCUCGAACUUCCAGCCAACGAGGACCAAGGCGACAACCUCGAUAAACAGGUCGAAGCGGUCGAGUCUGGCGUCGAGCAAACGCUGCUGUGGAGAGGCAGCUCUGACGACCUCUGCCUACCGCUUCUCUCGACCACCGCAGAACACGGCUUCCUGCUCGGCUCCUCUGUCGGCCCGCCUCUCGCCUCGUCUGUGCACGACUGUCCGAUCUGCGACCGACUGCCCGCCCUCUGCGCCGUCCCGCCGACAGCACCGGUCGAUCGGAGCGAGACGCGUCCGCGAUUCCAAGUGCGACUUUCGUCUGCGACUUUCGCCUGCCACACCAUGUCGUCAAGACCACCGUCCAAGAUUGUCUUUGUGGGCAACAUCCCCUACGGCCUCUCGGAGGAGCAGAUCAGCGACAUCUUCAGCAGUGCCGGUCGCGUCGUCAGCUUCCGGCUGGUCUACGACCGUGAGAACGGCAAGCCCAAGGGUUUUGGCUUUGCCGAAUAUCCAGACUCUGACUCGGCUGCUUCGGCCGUCCGCAAUCUCAACGACUACGAGGUCAUGGGCCGCAAGCUGCGCGUCGACUUCUCCAACGAGGGUGGCGAAGACGGUCAUGGCGGCCUGACGGGUGCAUCCGGCCCCAACGACUACAUCCCCUCGCUCUCCUCGGCCGCCCCGACAUCGACCGGCGCUGCUUCCGCUGCUGCUGCUGCUGCUGCCGGCACUUCCACCUCGUCCAGCACCAUCGCUGCCGCCUCAUCUUCCUCGCUUCUUCCACCGCUGCCGCCUGGUCGCGAUAUUCCGCCCGGUGCCAGCGCCACCGACGAGAUCUCCCGCAUCCUCCGCACCUUGCCGCCCACGCAGCUGCUCGACAUCCUCGCCCAGAUGAAGACGCUCGCCGUCGGCGAUCCCGCCCGCGCCACCGAACUGCUGGCCCAGGCCCCCCAGCUGGCCUAUGCCGUCUUCCAGGCCCUGCUGCUGAUGGAUCUCGUCUCGCCCGAGGCCAUCCAGUCCGUCGUCGAGGUGCCUGGCUCUCUCUCUGCUGCUCCGGCCGCUGCUGCUGUCGCUGCUGGCGCUGCUCCCUACACGCCCGCACCCGCUUGGGGACCCCCCGACGUCGCCGCGCUGUCCGCUCCCAUGGCCGCGCCCGUGCCCGCUGCUGCUCCCCCGAUGGCGCCCGCUGUGGCCCAGAACCCCGACGAGCUCAUCAAACAGGUGCUCGAGCUGCCACAGGCCGUCAUCGACCAGCUGCCCGAGGCUGAGCGCACUCAGCUGAUGGCCCUGCGAAUGCAGUAUGGCGGGGGUGCCCGCUGA
Molecule: messenger RNA, 4794 nt
Organism: Grosmannia clavigera kw1407
Lineage: Eukaryota; Fungi; Ascomycota; Sordariomycetes; Ophiostomatales; Ophiostomataceae
Product: nf-x1 finger transcription factor
Exons: 5
Coding region: 1-4794 (1597 amino acids)
Biological process (GO): negative regulation of transcription by RNA polymerase II; mRNA 3'-end processing
Cellular component (GO): nucleus
Molecular function (GO): DNA-binding transcription factor activity, RNA polymerase II-specific; zinc ion binding; RNA polymerase II transcription regulatory region sequence-specific DNA binding
Source: RefSeq, a predicted model, not a curated record